AUGGGUGACCCUCCACCAUCACCUCCAUCACGGCCUGCAUCGACCGGAGGUAAGCCUCCUGUCAAGAUCAGAUGUUGGAUGGUCACUGAAGAGGCCCCUUCCCACGACGGCACACUCUGUUGCUCAGCCUGGGAAGCCCGUGAAGACUGGGUUAACCCAGAGCCCGUCAAACGACCCAAAUGGGGAAUCCAAAUAUACGACACACGAUCUAAUAGCGGAAAGAGUAUGAAGCAAAUCAAGAAGCUGGCACUCAAGAUAUACGAGGACACAUGGGACGAACGGAGCGCCAUGGGCCGUGAGACGCUUGAUAGAAUCGACCUCUAUGGCCUAGCCAUGCCGGACGGCACUUCGCCAGCUGAGCGCGCAGAACGGUGCAGAGCACACAACGCCAAGGAAAUUGCUGCGAGAAAUGCGUCAGGAAACGGCGACUUUUACAUCCCCCAGAUGGAUUGCGGGUUUCCUGGGUCAGGCCGGCGCUCCCUAUUGGUCAUUGAUAGGCCAGAAGCUGAGUGGGAUGAGCCUGAUGAAGGUGGGUUCCUGGAAGUUCGGUGGGAUCCAGAGGUCAGCAAGGACAACACCGGCGACAUUGCUGAGUCUUCACUGCUGGAAAGACCGGAGGACAAAAUCAAGUUUUACCGUUACGGAUAUACGGAUGAAGUGCCAGGAGUCAUGCAGAACAUGAGGGACGGUGUCGAGUGGUUUGAUAUGAAUUACGUCGAUUCGGGUCUGUUGGACGAAGAGUUGAGACAGGCUGUCGAGAAAGCCUCUGAGAAUUGA
Fusarium vanettenii 77-13-4 is the source of this 777-nucleotide messenger RNA. RefSeq lists its product as uncharacterized. The transcript has a single exon. NCBI's taxonomy places the organism in Eukaryota, Fungi, Ascomycota, Sordariomycetes, Hypocreales, Nectriaceae. The coding region runs from base 1 to 777 and encodes 258 amino acids. The record is from RefSeq and is a predicted model, not a curated record.